Messenger RNA from Nannospalax galili (Upper Galilee mountains blind mole rat), 4528 nucleotides. RefSeq lists its product as uncharacterized. The transcript has 2 exons. Gene Ontology annotation, biological process: DNA integration. The coding region runs from base 231 to 2726 and encodes 831 amino acids. The record is from RefSeq and is a predicted model, not a curated record. Lineage: Eukaryota; Metazoa; Chordata; Mammalia; Rodentia; Spalacidae. Gene Ontology annotation, molecular function: RNA-DNA hybrid ribonuclease activity; nucleic acid binding.
AGGACUCCGACCUGGGAAUUUCCGGACAGCUUACUUGGACACGGCUGCCACAGGGGUUUAAGAACAGCCCCACCCUUUUUGAUGAGGCCCUACACCAAGAUCUGACUGCUUUCAGGACCCUCCACCCCCACCUGAUCCUGUUACAAUAUGUAGAUGACAUCUUGCUGGUGGCAGAGACACAGGAGAAGUGCCUAGCAGGUACGGAGGCUCUUUUGCAAGAAUUGGGACAGAUGGGAUACAGAGCCUCAGCAAAGAAGGCCCAGCUCUGCCAGAAAGAGGUAACCUACCUGGGAUACCGGCUAAGCGGAGGACAGAGAUGGCUGACAUCAGCUCGCCAGGAGACCAUCUUGGGCAUCCCAGCACCUCGUGAUCACAGACAGGUGAGAGAAUUUCUGGGGACUGCCGGGUUUUGCCGCCUAUGGAUUCCAGGAUUCGCAGAAAUGGCGGCCCCCCUGUAUCUCCUGACCAAGACAGACGGACCCUUCAUCUGGGAGGACCACCACCAACAAGCCUUCGACCACAUAAAGAAGGCCUUGUUGGAAGCUCCGGCUCUUGGCCUGCCUGAUCUGACAAAGCCAUUUGAGCUGUACAUUGAUGAAAAGCUGGGGUACGCGAAAGGGGUCCUGACCCAAAAAUUAGGGCCAUGGAGACGCCCUGUAGCCUACUUGUCAAAGAAACUAGACCCAGUGGCAGCCGGCUGGCCCCCUUGUCUGAGAAUGGUGGCAGCCCUGGCAGUCCUGGUCAAAGAUGCCUUUAAAUUAACUUUGGGUCAGCCUCUUUGUGUUCGAGCCCCCCACGCCCUAGAGUCUCUCAUCAGACAGCCCCCGGAUCGGUGGCUUUCAAAUGCCCAGAUGACUCAUUACCAGGCCCUGCUUUUGGACUCUGACCGCAUCCAGUUCGGACCCCCCGUCGCUCUCAAUCCUGCAACCCUGCUACCUAGCACAGAAGAAUCCGACUCGCAGGGCGGCCAUGACUGUCAUCAGGUCCUAGCUGAGGUUUUCGGCACCCGACCAGACCUGAGCGACAAGCCACUGGAGAAGGCAGAUCACACUUGGUACACAGACGGGAGCAGCUUCCUUGAAGGGGGACAACGCCGGGCUGGAGCCGCAGUCACCUCAGACAGCAAGGUAAUAUGGGCCGAGCCCUUACCAGAAGGAACGUCCGCACAGAAGGCCGAGCUGAUAGCUCUGACACAGGCCCUGCGGCUGGCAGAAGGUAAGAAGCUAAAUGUGUACACGGACAGCCGAUACACCUUCGCCACUGCACACAUCCACGGAGAAAUUUACAAAAGAAGGGGGCUCCUCACAUCAGGAGGGAAGGAAAUAAAGAACAAAACAGAAAUCUUGGCACUAUUGGAGGCUUUGUUUUUACCAAAAGAGCUCAGUAUAAUGCACUGUCCAGGCCACCAGAAAGGAAAUCACCCAGAGGCAAGGGGAAGCCGCCUAGCCGACCAGACGGCUAAGGACAUUGCCUCCAAGAGUCAGGUUCUGACUAUGCAAAUGGACCCUGAACGCCAGAGACGGGAAGCCAUCAGAGACUACACCCCAGAGGACAGAGAGUUACUCGAGAAAAUUGGGGCUUUCAACAACCCAGAGACUGGCUACUGGGAGUACCAAGGAAAAACUGUCUUGCCUCAACGAUCGGUGGAAGAGCUCCUGAAUGAGCUCCACAAAUGGACCCACUUGGGAGUGAACAAAAUGAGAAAACUGAUUGAGAGGGAAGAAACAAUCCUCUAUCUGCUAAACAAAGAUGCCAUCCUACAAAGAAUUGUUAAGAACUGUAAGGCCUGUGCCCAGGUAAACUGGGGCAAAAAUAAAGCUUCAGGAGGAGUCAGACAAAGAGGCCACAGGCCAGGAGUCCACUGGGAAGUGGACUUUACUGAGGUUAAACCAGGAAUGUAUGGCUAUAAAUAUUUGUUAGUUUUCAUUGACACUUUUUCAGGAUGGCCAGAAGCCUACCCAACCAAACAAGAAACUGCAAGAGUGGUGUCCAAGAAGCUAUUAGAUGACAUCUUUCCCCGAUUUGGGAUGCCACAGGUAAUAGGGUCAGAUAACGGACCAGCCUUUGUCUCCCAGGUAAGUCAGAAGGUGGCCAGGUUACUGGGGAUUGAUUGGAAGUUACAUUGUGCUUACCGGCCCCAGAGUUCAGGUCAGGUAGAGCGAAUGAAUAGAACCAUUAAGGAGGCUCUAACUAAAUUCUCGCUAGCAACUGGCACUAAAGACUGGGUUACUCUGCUGCCUUUGGCAUUAUACCGGGCCAGGAACACUCCUGGGCCCAGUGGGUUGACUCCAUUUGAAAUCCUUUAUGGGACCCCUCCCCCUGCAAUCUCCUUCUUAGACCCCGACAUUUCUAACUUUGCUGAUUCUCCUUCCCUAUUUGCUCACCUGAAGGCACUGCAGCUGGCUCACCAGGAAAUCUGGAAGCCCUUAGCUACGGCCUAUCAGGAUACUAUUGACACUCCUAUUGCACCCCACCCCUUCCAGCCCGGGGACGCUGUCUGGGUCCGGAGGCAUCAGACUCGGAGCCUAGAACCACGCUGGAAGGGACCAUACACCGUCCUCCUCACCACACCAACAGCUCUUAAGGUCGACGGGAUUGCAGCCUGGAUCCACGCCUCCCACGUCAAGGCAGCGAACCCUGAACACCAAGAACAGCCCUCUGACGAAAGGAAAUGGCGGCUAGUCCGGACAGAAAACCCCUUAAAGCUAAGACUCACUACAAUUUAAUGAUCCUAAUUCUGUUUUCCCUUAUUCCCGCUAUUCAAUGUCCCAACCCCCAUGCUGUGUACAACAUAACCUGGACCUUGAUUGGUCUCCGAGACAACCAGCCCCUUAAUCAGACCUCUAAGGUGGGGACUUUAGGCGCCACCUUUCCGAGCUUAAGCUUUGACCUCUGCAAAUUAAUCCCUGGAUCUUGCUGUGGGACAGGUGGUCGUUUCCAUGGGGUAUAUGCAUGCCCAGGGAAUGGGAGAGAACCAGGUCUCAUAACUUCAUGCAAGGGACCGGAAGUAGGUUAUUGUGCUGUAUGGGGCUGUGAGACCGCUGGGACCACUUACUGGAAACCCAGCUCUAGUUGGGAUUUGAUUAAGCUGUCCGAUGGAGGGACCAGAACAUGUACAGGUACUAACCGGCUAACUAUAGAACUCACAGAGCACGGGAAAAAGGCCGACUGGAGCCUCCAGAAAACAUGGGGCAUAUAUGUUUACCUCCCUGACUGGGGAUGGAAAGAUCCCUUCGGCCUUAUUACGAUAAGGAGAGAAUACUCUGUCCUUGCCCCACCUCAGUCAGUCGGACCAAAUCCCGUCCUUCCAGACCAGCGCCCGGCCUCGGUACUUAGAGCUCCCUCACUGGAUGGUCGGAAUCAAACCCAUAACAGACUCCAGGGACCCUUAAAACCUACCCCAACCACACCAGGUACCGGGGAUAGGCUCCUAAAUCUAAUCAAGGGGGCAUUCCAGGCACUUAAUCAAUCUGAUCCUGGAAAAACUAAGAGCUGCUGGCUGUGCCUUAAUCCACAGCCCCCCUACUAUGAGGGCAUUGCCAUUCAGGGAAAUUACUCUAACCACACAGAAGCCCCCGCCGCAUGUCUAACCGGGGAACAUCAGUUAACCCUGACUCAGGUGACCUCUAGUGGCACCUGUAUUGGAAACCCCCCUAACGCCUCCAAGCUCUGUAAUGAAACUGUAACAAUCUAUCCUGGUAGCUAUUAUCUGAUACCUCCUAGUGGUACCUAUUGGGCAUGCAGUACAGGGCUCACCCCAUGUGUAUCAGCAGCAAUGCUAAACUCUACCCGAGAUUUCUGUGUCCUUAUUCAACUGUGGCCUCGAAUUUACUGGCAUGAGGAUGACUAUGUACUGAAUUUUUAUGAAAAUUCCCCCACCAGGUUUAAGAGAGAGCCUAUCUCCCUCACCCUGGCCGUUCUGCUAGGAGUAGGAGGAAUAACUGCAGGAAUAGGUACGGGGGCCACCGCGCUUGUCCGUACGGACCAAUACAUGCUUUUACACCAGGCGAUGAACCAGGAUCUGCUCGCCUUGGAAAAAUCUGUCCGGGCUCUCAAGGAUUCCCUUACCUCUCUAUCCAAAGUAGUAUUACAAAAUAGACGGGGUUUAGAUUUGUUAUUCCUAAAACAGGGAGGCUUGUGUGCUGCCUUAAAAGAACAAUGUUGCUUCUAUGCUGAUCAGACUGGGAUAGUCACUGAGACUCUAGACAGGCUCAAACAUAGAUUAGAAGAAAGGAAACGACACCUUGAGUCUCAACAAGGAUGGUUUGAAAACCUUUAUAAUAGAUCACCCUGGUUCACCACAUUGGUAUCCACCCUAGCUGGACCCUUAGUCCUACUCCUUCUUAUUUUAACCCUGGGACCUUGUAUACUUAAUCGACUGGUCCAAUUUGUGAAGGAACGGCUGUCUGUAGUGCAGGCGUUAGUCCUCACAAGCCAGUACCAGGCAUUGAGGACCGAAGAUCCAGACAUGUUAUGAUGAGUGAAAGAUUCCACUCAUAUGCCCAUAGAAAAAGAGGGGAAUGAAAAA